This is a messenger RNA of Didymodactylos carnosus, 1119 nucleotides long. Lineage: Eukaryota; Metazoa; Rotifera; Eurotatoria; Philodinida; Philodinidae. The record is from the annotation of a GenBank genome assembly.
AUGGCAACAUCUUUUCGAAAAUGUGAAAUUGGUGAAUGUAAAAGAAAUAUAGCUGCCCUAUGCCGUCAUUGUAACAAAGAUGUAUGCAAGAAACAUUUCAAUGAACAUUUGGAAGCACUCAAAAGAGAAAUUUAUCCGAUAACUGAUCAGAUAAAUGAGUUGGCAAACAGAAUCCAUGACUUAAAUCAUGCUUCUAUAACUGAACAAUCUUAUGAUACACUAUCGAAAUGGAAAGAUGAGUGUCAUAAAGUGAUUGAUCAAGUGCAUGAUAUGAAGAAGCAAGAAAUUGAUAUUUUUGUAGAGAAAAAUUUUGUUAAACAAAAAAAUGAGCAAGUUAAAGCGGUUAAUAAUCUCAAAGAAGAAAUAAAACAAAUUAUUCUCGAAGAUGACAUUACCCAAGAUCAAAUCGAUCAAGUAAAACAGACUUUGAGAAGUAUACAGAAUACUUUCGAAGAAUUUAAACAAAAUUCUAUUCAUAUCAAAACAAAAUCAUUAAAAAUCGACAGAGAUUGUAUUCUUAUUGACGCAAGCUCAACUAUGGUCGUUGCAGAAAAGUUAUCCAUCGUAAAGAACUUAGAUUCCAUAUUUAUUGGAAGCUCGCUGUUAUCUCGAAAACAACAAGUAACACUAAACGAAUUCUAUGGUAAUUUAAACCAAAAGUGGCAAUUAAUUUACCAGGCAACGAGAGAUGGCUUUAAUCUAGACACAUUUCAUCAUCUUUGUGAUAAUAUUAGUCCAACCGUGACCAUUUAUCAAUCUAACAAUGGCGGAUAUUUGUUUGGAGGUUAUACAAAAGCAAUUUGGAAUAUCGAUCCAUUAAAGCUUCAAGAAGAUUCAACAGCGUUUUUGUUUACACUAACAAAUCCGCAUAGUAUUCCACCAACAAAGUAUAAGAUUAAAAAUCGAGAGUGUGCUUCAUUUAUGGCACAUAAUUAUGGCCCUACAUUCGGCGGUGGAAAAUCCAAAGGCAGUGAUAUAUUUGUUCGCAUGAAUGAAAAUACUGAUGUAAUUGUCAGUUUUCCUAACGCAUAUGUUGAUACGACGAACAGAGGAGAGCUGACUUUUACUGGUAGCACGAGUUUUCUUCUGUCCAAUAUUGAAAUGUUCAGAUGCAUAUAA